Messenger RNA from Morus notabilis, 993 nucleotides. Its product is annotated as GTP-binding protein SAR1A. Gene Ontology annotation, biological process: endoplasmic reticulum to Golgi vesicle-mediated transport; intracellular protein transport; vesicle organization. Gene Ontology annotation, molecular function: GTPase activity; GTP binding. Gene Ontology annotation, cellular component: endoplasmic reticulum exit site; COPII vesicle coat. Lineage: Eukaryota; Viridiplantae; Streptophyta; Magnoliopsida; Rosales; Moraceae. The transcript has 3 exons. Bases 145 to 726 code for a protein of 193 amino acids. The record is from RefSeq and is a predicted model, not a curated record.
AAAUCCCUAGAAACGAAAACAACUUUCCGGCGAAUUCCCUCGUUUUCUCUCCACUGACCUGCGAUUUUUCGGCGGAAUCUUUCGUAAGUUUAAAUUUUUUUCAUUUUCUCGAGAAAAUUAAUUAGAAAGAAAGAAAACAGGAGGAUGUUUUUGGUUGAUUGGUUCUACGGAAUUCUUGCAUCGCUGGGUCUGUGGCAAAAGGAAGCGAAGAUCUUGUUUCUAGGGCUAGAUAAUGCCGGAAAGACCACCUUGCUUCACAUGUUGAAGGACGAGAGAUUAGUUCAGCACCAGCCGACACAGUACCCAACGUCCGAAGAGCUGUGCAUAGGGAAAAUCAAGUUCAAAGCCUUUGAUUUGGGUGGUCACCAGAUCGCUCGCAGAGUUUGGAAGGACUAUUACGCCAAGGUUGAUGCUGUGGUGUACCUAGUUGACGCCUUCGACAAGGAGAGAUUUGCGGAGGCAAAAAAGGAGCUUGACGCCCUCCUGUCCGAUGAGUCACUGGCCAAUGUCCCAUUCCUCAUCUUAGGGAACAAGAUUGACUUGCCUUAUGCAUCCUCGGAAGAUGAAUUGCGUUACCACAUGGGCCUCACCAACUUCACCACUGGCAAGGGGAAAGUCUAUCUGGCUGACACCAAUGUCCGACCCCUCGAGGUCUUCAUGUGCAGCAUUGUCCGCAAGAUGGGUUAUGGUGAAGGCUUUAGGUGGCUCUCUCAGUACAUCAAGUAGGCAAAUGAAUGCACGAAUGAGCCAGUUGUGCCCAGCAGAGCUCGGGCCAAUCCAUAUGGUAAUUCUCCUCAAACCCAUGUUUGAGAGCAUAGUAUGUCAUGUAAAGUGAAUAUGUUAUAGCUUUUAAGGUUUUGAUUUUGUUUGUAGCUUGGAAAUCUAGAGCGUUUUCUAGUUUUGAGUUGGACUUUCAUUAUGGUUUUGGUUACUGAUAGAUAAAAAAGUUGUGCUUGUCUUCUGAUUCUGUAUAUAUAUAUAUAUUUUUUUUUU